UAUCCUACCUCGCUCCACGCCACUUCCCACUAGCUAGCCUCCAAGGAGAGCAGAGCACCAUGACGAUGCUGCGGGCUGUGUCCGUCACGGUGGGCGUGGCCGUGGCGCUGCUGGCGGCGGCCACGGCGGCGGAGUCGUGGCUGUACGAGGAGUUCACCACGGACGGCAACGUGCGCGCGGACUACAACGCGCAGGGGCAGCAGGUGGCGUCGCUCAUGCUCACCCAGCAGUCCGGCGGCGGCGCCUUCGGCUCCCGGCAGAAGUACCUCUACGGCGAGUUCAGCAUCCAGAUGAAGCUCGUCCCCGGCAACUCCGCCGGCACCGUCACCUCCUUCUACCUGUCGUCGGGCGACGGCCCCGGGCACGACGAGAUCGACAUGGAGUUCAUGGGCAACUCCACGGGGCAGCCGGUGGUGCUCAACACCAACGUGUGGGCCAACGGCGACGGCAAGAAGGAGCACCAGUUCGACCUCUGGUUCGACCCGGCCGCCGACUACCACACCUACACCAUCAUCUGGAACCACAAGAACGUCCUCUUCAAGGUGGACGACCUCUUCAUCCGCUCCUUCACGCGCUACGCCGACCUCCCCUACCCGGGCGCCAAGCCCAUGUCCGUGCACGCCACGCUCUGGGACGGCAGCUACUGGGCCACGCUCAAGGGCAAGGUCCCCGUCGACUGGUCCGGCGCGCCCUUCCUCGUCUCCUACCGCGCCUACUCCGCCGACGCCUGCGUGCCCGCGGCGGACGCCGGCCCGCUCUCCUGCCCCGCCGGCACCGACCGCUGGAUGAACCGGCAGCUCGACGACGCCGAGCGCGGCACCGUCGCCUGGGCCAAGCGCGACUACAUGCGCUACAACUACUGCGACGACGGCUGGCGAUUCCCGCAGGGCUUCCCCGCCGAGUGCUCCCGCGCCUGAACACAACCGAUUGAGAUUUGAGUUCACGUCCCCAAUCCCCCGAUGAGAUUCUACCUUGUUAGCUUGAUUCUUUUUUCUGGUUUCUUCAGCAGCCGGCUCCUCUACCUCUAUGUGUUCUUGUUUUCGUCAAAAAACCUCUCUCUGUUAAGUGUUUUUUCUUAACGAGAGGGGUUAACUCUAACGAUAAUAAACGUAAAUUCGUUGA
This is a messenger RNA of Triticum dicoccoides, 1122 nucleotides long. Its product is annotated as xyloglucan endotransglycosylase/hydrolase protein 8-like. Gene Ontology annotation, molecular function: xyloglucan:xyloglucosyl transferase activity; hydrolase activity, hydrolyzing O-glycosyl compounds. NCBI's taxonomy places the organism in Eukaryota, Viridiplantae, Streptophyta, Magnoliopsida, Poales, Poaceae. Gene Ontology annotation, biological process: xyloglucan metabolic process; cell wall biogenesis. The coding region runs from base 60 to 917 and encodes 285 amino acids. Gene Ontology annotation, cellular component: cell wall; apoplast. The record is from RefSeq and is a predicted model, not a curated record. The transcript is spliced from 2 exons.